AUGAGCAAAAUACCCGCGAGCCUUCUAUACUUCACGAUCUUCAACCCAACGCUCCGUCCUGCUGCACAAUUUACACAUGAAGACGAGGACGCCGUGGAACAGGCGCAGAUCCUAUUCUAUACGGCUCGCGAUCCCGCCGUCUCGCGCGACCGCAUGCUGAGGCAGGUCGGUCUCGCGAAGGCUCUGAUUAGUUUCUCUUCCAUCUUCAAUCCAGGCGACUUGUGCGAGAGCAUUCAUUCUCAGCGCAGACGAUCUGUUUUUGUAUCUCCAGAACCGAACUACUGGAUACAUGCGUGCUUCGAGCUUGCAAGGGUGCCACGGGCAGCUACCGUAAGGGAUUCUUCCAGAACGUCAACGAAGAAUGCAUCAAAAAAGCAAGACGUCUCAGAAAACGUAAUCUAUGAGUAUCAAGACUAUUCUGUCGAAGACGUUGCGCUUCGAGCGCAGAUUAUGAAUGGCUAUGAUGAUUUCGUGCUCAUUCACGGCUCAUUCACCUCUGUCCUAUCUACUGCUGGCCAAGAAACCUUGGAAACGCAACUAGAGAAAUUCUUUAGCAUGUGGGUGUGGAGCUGGGACAUCAGCAAAAAGUCCGGAGCCUUACAUAUCUGGUACGAACUACCUCCAACCUGCAUGAUCUAUGAUUAA
Molecule: messenger RNA, 645 nt
Organism: Laetiporus sulphureus 93-53
Lineage: Eukaryota; Fungi; Basidiomycota; Agaricomycetes; Polyporales; Laetiporaceae
Exons: 4
Coding region: 1-645 (214 amino acids)
Biological process (GO): vesicle-mediated transport
Cellular component (GO): intracellular membrane-bounded organelle; Mon1-Ccz1 complex
Source: RefSeq, a predicted model, not a curated record